UCAUUUCACUACUACUACGUUUACCCUGCAGUCACGCUCACGCUUGCAUCACUUUGUCUCCACGUCUGGCUGCCCCCUUUGCAAACUAUAAAAUAUUUGACACUUCAGGCUUCUCUGCAGCGAUUCUUCUGCUUUUGACUUUCUGUUCCACCAUCAACCAUGUUGGUUAUUUUGGCCUUCAUUAUCCUCUUCCACAUCACCUCAGCAAUACUACUCUUCAUAGCAACCAUCAAUAAUGCAUGGAGGAUUAUGGGCGACUUCUCCUUAGAUCUCUGGUAUAACUGCAACAGCACAGCCUGCUAUGAUAUUCCCAAAAGUGCCACAUCUGAAGCAGCAUAUCUUCAAGCAGUGCAGGCCACCAUGAUACUGGCCACCAUCUUGUGCUGUGUGGGAUUCUUUGUCUUCAUUCUUCAGCUCUUCCGUCUAAAGCAGGGAGAGAGAUUCGUCUUCACGGCCAUAAUUCAGCUUCUGUCUGCUUUCUGUGUGAUGACCGGUGCUUCCAUCUACACAGCAGAACACUCAACCUUCAAUGGCCACGAGUAUAAGGAUGCAGAGUACGGCUACUCCUUUGUCGUGGCCUGGGUCGCGUUCCCAAUGACGCUCCUGAGUGGUCUGAUGUAUCUAGUGCUUAGAAAACGCAAAUAAAGCACAACACACCACCUCACCAGCUGCAGCCUUAGCCAAGACACUCGAAUUCUAAUGUAACUUGUUUUUAAAAGUAGAUGAAAAUUCACCACUGGUCUAAAGUUUGGGAUAAGUUUUUUUUUUUUUUUUACAUUUUUCAAAGAAUUCUGCUCAACACGACAGCAUUUAUUUGAUCAAAAAUACAGUUAAAUGUAUAAAUAAAUGUUAAAUAUUAAUACUAUUUUAAAUGAGAGUUUAGUUAUUGAAGUUCAAAAUGUAAAUUAUUUCCAUGAUUUAAAGUGGAAUUUUCAGCAUCAUUACUUCAGUUUUCAGUAAUACUUAUAAGAUGAUCAUCGAGGAAAAUAUAUUAUUAUUAUUAUCAUCAGAGUUGGACUGCCUUAUAUUUUUGUGGGAACUGUAGUCAGCACUAUACAUUCAGUACCAUUGAUACUUACUUUUACUCAUCAAGGACACAUUCAAUUUUACAACAGUGAAAGAAAUGUAUAAUGUUUAUAAAAUAAAUAAAACUAAUUUGUGAACGAAUCCUAAAUAGUCAAAUCAAUUACAGUUUCCACAAACUUCAAAGUGGGGUUUUUUAUAGACAAUUAUAAGAAUCAUUAUUGAUUACAUAUAAAUAUGGGUGAAUAUAAUAGGACAGCUAAUCAUGAUUUCUUAAGGAUCACAUGACACUAAAGACUGAAGUAAAUUAAGCUUUGAAUCACACUGUAAAAAAAAAAAUAGGACAAAAAGUCAAAACAAUAAAUUUUUUUAUGCUGCUUUAACUUAUUUUAGGCAACGCGGUGGCGCAGUAGCAAGUGCUGUCGCCUCACAGCAAGAAGGUCGCUGGUUUGAGCCUCGGCUGGGUCAGUUGGAAUGUCUGUGUGGACUUUGCAUGUUCUCCCCACGUUCGCAUGGGUUUCCUCCGGAUGCUCCGGUUUCCCCCACAGUCCAAAGACAUGUGGUAUAGGUUAAUUGGGUAGGCUAAAUUAUCCGUAUUGUGUGAGUGUGAAUGAGUGUGUGUGGAUGUUUCCCAGAGAUGGGUUGCUGAUGGAAGGGCAUCCGCUGGAUAAGUUGGCGGUUCAUUCCACUGUGGCGACCCCGGAUUAAUAAAGGGACGAAAAGCCGAUAAGAAAAUGAAUGAAUGAAUGACUUAUUUUAUUAAGUUAAUCAGGUUUGAACUAAAUCUUUUAAGUUAUUAAAAGUGUAAAAACUUUGUAAUAAUUUUCAUCAGUUUGAUUGAUGUAAGUUGAGAUGACAUAUUACAGUUUCCACAAAACUAUGAAGUGGGGGAAAAAUACAUUGAUAGUUAUAAAAAUCCUUAUUAUUCAUUAGGUAUGAAACAAUAGUUCAUUAAUUUCUAAAGGAUCGCGUGAUACUGACGAUGAGUAAAUUAAAUUUAAAUCACAAACAGUAGAAAAUGUUUUGACAAACAGUCAACAUAUUUUUAUGUGCUUUCACUCAAAUUAAUCAGGUUUCAAUCAUUUUCAAAAUUUAUUUAUGCAAAGUUUAACUUAAUAUUUUUGUCUGUUUGAUUGAUUGAGAUGAGAGUUGAGUUGAGAGGACUAGAAAAGUUCAUUUGAUUCAACUAAAAAAUGUAAAGCAGCAAGAUUUUUUACAGUGCAGGAUUAAAUUACUCUUUAAACUACACGUUUCCAUUUUUAACUACAUUUUUUAAACAGAUUUUACAGUAUUCAUUUAAUCAUUUUCUUUUCGGCUUAGUCCCUUUAUUAAUUCGGGGUCGCCACAGCAGAAUGAACCGCCAACUUAUCCAGCAUAUGUUUUAAGCAGUGCAUGCCCUUCCAGCCACAACCCAGUACUGGGAAACAAGAUUUUAGAGUAUUUUUGAUUAAACAAAUGCAGAUGAGCAGAAAAGACUUCUUUUAAUAACAUUUAAAAACAAAACUCUUGACUGGUAGUGUACUUGCCAAAGUUAGAGCCACUUGUAAUAUUAAUCACUACAUACUGGAAACAUAAUUAGAUUUUAAUAAUAGUGUCACUUUUGUUUAUUUUUUAUAAUCUUGUGUAUAAUUUAGUUCUAGAAUUCCCAUUAAAAAGUGCUGUGAUUUAUAGAGGAAUAGAAUGAGACAGGAGUGGUAGAUAUAAUAGGACAUAUUUAUUACAUGCAACCACUAUGGGCUCGACGUGAAUGGUGUGAAGUUGGCAGUUUGUAUUAAAUAACAUGUUAUUCUGAUAUUUCCGGGUCAUUAUUGGUGCCUGGGAUGAAGUCAUUAAAACCAACAAAAUAUGAAAUAUCGUGCUGCCAGUUUGCAGAGCACUAUAUCAUACUUGAAGCUGAACAAAUUGUUGAUAGUAGUGGCACGAUGUGUUCUCGUGUAUAGUUUUUGUUUUCGUGUAAAAUAGUCUUUUAGUGUUGACUAAUUAUUAUAUUGCAUGUUUUUAUUUGUUUGCAGCAUUUAAUAUAAAAUCAUUAUUAACAUAAGUACAGAUCUGUAGUUUUUUAGGCAUUGAGUUUGAUUAGGGCACUUGGGAUUUCUGUCAUAUUCAUGCAAAUAAUAACCGUAAGAUGAAGGUGUUGGUGAAGCACACCAGUGGUUUCAGUUUUCGUGUCUUAAAGGGAUAGAUCACCCAGAAAUUUAAUUUUCCUCAGCAAUAUAUUCUCCCUCAUGUGGUUUAAAACCUUUAUGGGUUUCUUUUUUUCUGUUGAACACAAAAGAAGAUACUUUGAAAAAUGACAAUGGUACCAUAAAUUACUAUUGAAGUCUAUGGGUACCAUCAUCCAGCAUUCUUCAGAAGAACAUAAUUUGUUUUCAAUAGAAACUUAAAUAUGUUUUAAACAAUUAACAGGAGAGUAAAUGAUGACAGUUAUUUCAUUUUUGGGCAAACUAACCCUUUUAUAUUUUCGUCCUCAAAUCUGCUAUGGAAUUAAAAGCAACUAGCUAAAAUCAUUUAGGCGAAAGUGAAGUUAAGCUGUAUUUAUUAAGACUAACUGCAUUGUUGCUGUUAAUAUUGUUUUUUGUAAUGAAGUAUUAUAUCAACAGACCUGAACAUGGUUGUUUAAUGCUCACUUUUCUGAAGGUUUUAAUUCAUUGUUAAAGAAGGCUUUUGUAAUCGGAAAUGAAACCACAAUGGCAGCUUUGUUUUUAAAUGUCUGCUGACUUGUUCAGGUCUGCUCUGUUUCUGGAGACUGAUCCCAUCAAGGGCUCAGAAUUGUUCUUUUUUAAUCAAAUAAAUGUAUUUUACAUUAAAACAA
Molecule: messenger RNA, 3835 nt
Organism: Danio aesculapii
Lineage: Eukaryota; Metazoa; Chordata; Actinopteri; Cypriniformes; Danionidae
Gene: emp2
Product: epithelial membrane protein 2
Cellular component (GO): plasma membrane
Source: RefSeq, a predicted model, not a curated record